Molecule: messenger RNA, 1437 nt
Organism: Salvia miltiorrhiza (redroot sage)
Lineage: Eukaryota; Viridiplantae; Streptophyta; Magnoliopsida; Lamiales; Lamiaceae
Product: bifunctional phosphatase IMPL2, chloroplastic
Exons: 9
Coding region: 160-1194 (344 amino acids)
Biological process (GO): L-histidine biosynthetic process
Molecular function (GO): histidinol-phosphatase activity
Source: RefSeq, a predicted model, not a curated record
AGCAGCGAUCCAACGGUGGAGAACACGUCCCUUCUCCAUUCCUCCUUUUCCCCACUUGCGUUUCCUACUUGAGCCAACUGCUUUACAUCACCACUCACACCCCUCCCUCGUUGCGUCAAAUACUUUUCCUCUCACUUUUCCCGCCCUUAAAUUCCAUCAAUGCAAUUGCAGAUGCAAUCUCUUCAGCUGCUCCCCCGUUCCCGCUCCACCUCUCUCUCUCUAAACCCUCCGCCUGCAUUUCCUGUUUCUUUCUCCUCCGAUCGGAACUGCCCGCCCUCAGCCCUAAAUCUCGGUUCGAUUCGAUUUAAUUCGAUUAAGAUGGAUUCUGCUCGUUAUUCUCUCUCCAAUGGACUCGGCGCUACCAGUCAAGCCAUUGCCCUGGGAUUUGACGAUUGCGACCUCGACCGUUUCGCCGACGUCGGCAAUCAGCUAGCAGACGCCGCCGGCGAUGUCAUCCGCCGCUAUUUCCGCAAGAGCUUCGACAUACUCGAUAAACCGGAUUUGAGUCCCGUGACGAUUGCUGAUCAGGCCGCGGAGGAGUCAAUGGUGAAAAUAAUACAGGAGAAUUUUCCUUCCCAUGCAAUUUAUGGAGAGGAGAAUGGAUGGAUGUGCAAGGAAGAGUUUGCCGACUUUGUUUGGGUUUUGGAUCCUAUAGAUGGCACUAAAAGUUUCAUCACUGGAAAACCUUUGUUUGGAACUCUAAUCGCUUUACUCCACAAGGGUAAACCGAUUCUUGGCAUUAUUGAUCAACCUAUCCUGAAAGAAAGAUGGAUCGGCAUAUCUGGGAAGAGAACUGCUUUGAAUGGACAGGAGAUCUCAUCACGUUAUUGUGAACAACUGUCAAAAGCAUACCUGUAUACAACAAGCCCUCAUUUAUUUACUGGGGAUGCUGAGGUGGCCUUCGCUCGGGUUAGAAGUAAGGUCAAAGUGCCACUUUAUGGCUGUGAUUGUUAUGCCUACGCCCUUUUGGCCUCAGGUUUUGUGGACCUCGUGAUUGAGUCAGGCCUCAAGCCAUACGAUUUCCUUUCCCUGAUACCUGUGAUCGAAGGUGCCGGUGGAGUUAUAACAGAUUGGAAAGGGGAUCAACUUUAUUGGGAGGCUUCUUCUAAAUCACAUGCACCUAGCUUUAACGUAGUGGCGGCAGGGGACAAAAGGGUCCAUGAAGAAGCUCUGGAGACGUUGGAAUGGCACUAGUGCUGCAAAAACCUUGGGUUAGUAGUCUUCCGCUUAUCCACCUACCAGUUACACACAAUAACCCUAGAGGAAAUAAUAUUUGUGCAGCAUGGAUUUUGUAAAAUCUUAAUAUCUAGUUGGCCGUUGUAGCAUUUAUGUAACAGCUCCCUUUAUUUAUCGACUCCCUUUAUCAGUUUAAUACAUAUACUAUCAAUGUUAACAGUUUUGUCACAUUAUUAGAUUCCCGGUUUUUGAUGUUUUCAA